UUCCCCCCCCCCCCCCCCUUUUAAAUGACCUAAUAUCGAUCAUUGAAGAUGACAAUUGUCUCCUUGUAGACAUUCAAAAAUUUCCUUCAAUCCCUAAGUCACGACUUUUCCCGGAGUUUCUGACUGGGAAUCUGGAAGAUUGUCGAGGCGCCAUAAGCAAAUGAAACUGCAGCAAAAUAGUGUGUCAGCUGUUGGAUGGGCUAUAUUGAGGUCUCUCGGCAAGAUUCUGAAGCCAGUAGAUCAUUUGAUGAUGUGAAGAAGUUGAGAUAGAAAGGGAUCCUCAACUGGUGCUGCAUCAACGAAGCGUGGAUACAAGUGCAGUAGCUUGGCAUUGGUACACUACUUCGCUGCUACCAUCCAAAUUAUUCAAGAGAUCGACGAAAUAUGUAGAAUUUACGCACGUACCCAGAGAAACCAAAUGGGAGGCCAACGAGUUUGGCUCAGAUUGCCUCAGGAAUUUGGUUCUUCGAAGAACACAAGAUCAUUGUCGUUCAAAAGAGCGAACGCCCCUCGAUGCAGGUCAGAGCUAUGCCAGUAUUCUCAGUAAAUUAGGAUCAGGAAGCGGCUGCAGAAUAGAGAGAAGAAAUCAAGAACUACAUGCUCAAUCCUAACUCUAGAGCUACCUACAAAAUGAGAUUAAAAGCACAACAGUUCACCGUUUUAGGCGACGGCUUAUAAAAAGUCUCAAGAAGGACUUUUGCUUAAAUGUUUUGGGCGACAAGCUUUAUUCUGAAGCCAGAAGAUAAUUUUCACGAUGUGAGGUGGCCGGAACUGCAGCUGGAAGUUGGUCAAUCACAUAGAUCUUUGCGAAAUAUAAUGAGUUCGAUGCGAAAAUUUGCAGUAAAAGUUUCUUCUUUUGAAAAUGUUUGGUUUCAGUGGAGGCUGUUUCUAGAGCAAGCGAGCAAUUUCUGGUUCAACGUUCAACGCCGUAGGUUCUAGGAUUUUAUCGUUGUCUUCGACAAAGGUUUCAUGGUGCAGUAGUUCCUGCGUCUUCAUCGUCUUUGCUUUUGGUGGUCGUUCUUUGUUUCAUUUUUCCCCAUAUAUAUGUAAAUAUCAGUUAUGUUAAUAGUUUAUGGGUUCUUCUUCUUCACUGGUAAUGAUUUUUCUAUUUUGCCAGAUUCCAUUGAUCAAUUGUUAAUGGAGCCAUUGACGGCGGCGGAGCUUUGUGGAAGGUGGCAACGAUGGGGAGUGUUCGACUGUCAAGGUUCUAUCAACAUAUCCGGCCAAAAAAUUUCAUGAAGACAUCAACCUGCUCAACGUAUGCUCGUUAGGACGCGGCUUCCUUCUCUGCGCCGUGCCUCCUUCGCCUCUCCUGCAACUUGGAGAAAAUAUAAAUUGUCUUGAUUAAAUGUGUAUGGUACAAAUCUUUUCAUAGGUGCAUAGGAGAAAAAUUGUGUAGUAUACAAUCAAGAUUUGUGAAAGUAAAUUUUAAAACAAAACAUAAUAUUAAAAAUGUGGUUUGGAUUUAGAAAGUUUAAGUUCAUUUAAAAAUAUUAAUAAGAAAUAAAAAAUAGCUAAAAUAUGUGUCUUCUUAACCUUUUAUUUUUUAUCACAUUUUUUUAUUAUUUUAUUAAUAGAAGUUAUCAUGUCAUAUUAAAAAGUAUGUAAUAAUUUAUAGAAAAAAUGACAACAAAAUCUCUCUAAAAUAUAUAAUUGAUAAGUUGGUUUUUUAAAAUGUUAUAAUUUUCCUGAAAUCUUUAGAGACUUUCUGUCAUUAAUAAAUUUAUGUAAAUUACCAAAUUGCCUUUGUUGAAAAUAAAUGAGUCACAAGUUUUGUUUAAAUAUUCAUAAUUUUCCUUCUUAUAUUCGCAACAAUAGAAUAAUAAAUAAGUAAUUUAACAUGUGAAGUUGUAAUUUACUGUUGCAUUGUUACGAAUAUAAGAAGGAAAGUUGUGAGUAUUUAAAUAAAACUUAUAAAUCAUUUAUUUAAAAAAAUAAUUUAGUAAUUUAUAUAAAUUUAUUAAUGACAGAAAGAUACCUAAAAAAAUUCAAGAAAAUUAUAACAUUUUGAUGGAUCAAAUUAUCAUUUAUAUAUUUCAAAGAAAUUUUAUUAUCAUUUUUCUUAAUUUAUAUAGCAGUGGAAUUAAGCUUAUGUGCUUCAAAAUUCAUAAAAAGUUUUAUAUAUUUUAGUCAUAAAUAUAUAAUUAAAAGUAUAUAAAAUUGAAGAAUAAUUUUUCAAUAAAGUUGAGUAUAUUAGUCUUACCUUUAACUGAAUGAUUUUUAACAAAUCAGAAACCUACUAUUGUACAAAUCAAAGCAUAAGGGAUGUUUUUGAGGUUGAGAACAAAUUUAUGAGUUACAGAAUGUAAAAAUCAUCAGUCCUUAUUCUGAGCGUCUUUAGACCUUAGCCAAAAAUGCAGGCACCUGAAUUGAAUUUUCUCACGAGUGACGAUUAUUUAUUUAUUUAAUUUAUUAUUUAGCCUCAUUCCCGUGCGCCCACAAACCCUGCCUGUUCUCUGUAUUGGCUUCCUCCUGUUCGCCAGUACGUCUAGUGAGGGCGCGGCUCUCUGGUUCGUCGUUUCUUUUCCUCUUGGUCGUUCCCGCCGCCGUCUAGUGCACCUCCAGUCACCGUCGACGGCUCCCCCGUCUUCAUCCCAGAGUUGAAUCCAUUUGCAAGAAAGCAUACACAGCCAGGGAUUGAAGCACGGCAUGAGGCCAAACAGGUGUCUAGCGUCAUUUGAUAAAGGACGUACUCAAGGAGACCCCCAUGAUUUGAUAAACGGCCUAGGUAAUCAAGUGGCCAGAACUGGGGAUAAGGUAAGAAUCAAGUAUAUACCUCUCAGUAAGAAAGAUGAGCCUGGAAGUGGAUGGGGCAUUUUGGAACUGAUUUUGGGUCAAGGACAAAAUGUAGGAUUUGAUAAAGCAAUUUGCGGAAUGAAAGUUGAUGGAGUGAGAGAUGUUACAAUUCCAGCACAUCUUUGCCCAAGGCCCAAUGGGAUUCGUAGGCGUCUGUAUCUUUGCGGCAACCAUCAAGAUUUUGAUGAUGUGUUAAUGUCAUACAUAUACAUUGCAAGUUGUGCACGAUGCCUCAGGUUUUGAAGAAAAUUCCAACCCUCUGGAACUCGAAGGGUGAGAAGAAAUUUCGUGUUGCGCUUUUGACCAUCUCACCACCCGAUUCGGGGAAGAAGUGAAGUAGAUAGGUCAUUCUGGUAGAUAGGCAUGAUUACUUCCCAAAGUAUAUAGGACAUUUUUGCAUUGCAUUCUUAUGGUAAUUGUGAAGCUAAUCGUAUGUUGCAUAUAGGUUGUUUGUUUUUAAUCAAGUUUUAUUAUCAUCAUAAUUCUGUCAUGAUUAUUUUAUAAUAAGGAUCUAUGAAUAUUUAUAGAAUUAUUGUCGAUGUCUCAUGGCAAUCUUUGGUGUAUUAUUGUGAGAAUAAUAAUGAAUAAAGAUUGGUAUGAUUUUGUUUGA
Messenger RNA from Prosopis cineraria, 3406 nucleotides. RefSeq lists its product as uncharacterized. NCBI's taxonomy places the organism in Eukaryota, Viridiplantae, Streptophyta, Magnoliopsida, Fabales, Fabaceae. Gene Ontology annotation, molecular function: peptidyl-prolyl cis-trans isomerase activity. The transcript has 10 exons. Bases 2650 to 3039 code for a protein of 129 amino acids. The record is from RefSeq and is a predicted model, not a curated record.